This is a messenger RNA of Electrophorus electricus (electric eel), 2242 nucleotides long. RefSeq names its product caspase 2, apoptosis-related cysteine peptidase (gene casp2). The record is from RefSeq and is a predicted model, not a curated record. NCBI's taxonomy places the organism in Eukaryota, Metazoa, Chordata, Actinopteri, Gymnotiformes, Gymnotidae. Gene Ontology annotation, molecular function: cysteine-type endopeptidase activity. Gene Ontology annotation, biological process: proteolysis; regulation of apoptotic process.
AACCAGGUUCUCAUUCGCUGUUUGUUCGCGCGGAAGUUGCUUCUGGAUAGUCCUUUUACUGUCAAUUAUUUUUUAAAAUUGUCAAAUUUUCCAGAAACCCUGGCUGACAUUUUAAUGCUUUCUGUACAGAAUCAACGCUAGGUGAUUCAUUUUAACUGAAUGCAUUGUGUGUACCAUGCUUGGGGAAUGUGGUAUGAAAGCCCGAGAUAGGCAGGCACUGAAGAAGAACUCGGUGCAGCUUCUGAAAGACAUGGUGGUAGAUGAGCUGCUCAUCCAGAUUUUGCAGGCUGAUGAUGUUCUCACUGAAGGCAUGGCUGAAACUAUUCUGAACGAGCCGAUAUCCUUCAAGAGGAGCUCGCGUUUGCUGUUAAUCUUGCCAAAGCGUGGCCCGAGAGCCUUCAGCAGUUUCUGCACAGCUCUCAGAGGGACUGAGCAGCAGCACCUCUGCAAGCUGCUCAUGAGUUUCAGAGACCAAGAGAGCUCAUCCACAGAAAUUGAGGGUGACAUCUCAUUCAAACAGGACAGCACAUCUGCUAAAAAGAGGUUUUGUGAUUCUACACUUCCACUACCAACUCAGGAGUGUGCAGUGCCUGCCAAAAGAACUCACACCCAGGAGUCUAUGGAGAUGUGUUUGGAUGUUGAUAGUCCUGGGACCACUGCAGUACAGCCCUGCACACCUGAAUUCUACCUGUCCCACUGUGCACAGGCCUACCCAAUGUGCUCCAGUCCACGGGGCCUCGCACUUGUUGUGAGUAAUGUGCGCUUUGAGCCUAAGUUGUCUGAGCUGGACACACGCAGAGGAGGAGAAGUGGAUGAAGAGGUGCUGAGGAGACUCUUCUUUGAACUGGACUUCACAGUCAGCGUGCACAAAGACCUCACUGUCCAGGCAAUGCGUGGCUGUAUAGAACAGUUUGUGCAGAGACCUGAGCAUGCAGUGUCUGACUGCUGUGCUGUGUGCCUGCUGUCUCACGGAGUGGAGGGCUCCAUCUACGGCAUUGAUGGCCAGCUGCUGGAGUUGGACUGGGUGUUUGAGAGCUUUGAUAAUGCUCACUGCCCAAUGCUUCAGAACAAGCCAAAAAUGUUCUUCAUUCAGGCAUGUAGAGGAGAGGAGAUGGACGGUGGAGUGGACCAGCUGGACGGUGAUGAUCAAACUCAGACUUCAGGCUGUGAGCAGCGGGAUGCGGGUAGAGAUGAAAAGAGUGAGAUACAGAGGGCAGUGAGGGAGGAGAACGAGAGCGGCAGACUCCGGGUGAAACUGCCCCAGAGAUCCGAUAUGAUCUGCGGAUUUGCCACUCUCAAAGGUUUCAGUACGGCUGCAAUGAGGAACACAAAGAAAGGUUCAUGGUUCAUUCAGGAACUCAACGCAGCUGUGAGACAGAGAGCCAGAGACACACAUUUAUCUGAUAUACUGGUGCAGGUAAAUGGGCAAAUUAAGGAGAGAGAGGGCUAUGCUCCAGGUUCAGCUCACCAUCGCUGUAAAGAGAUGUCUGAAUUCACCAGCUCCCUCUGCAAAGAUCUUUACCUCUUUCCCAAGUACUGCCCAAGUAACUAGAGACACGCAUACAUACAUGGACACUCCUGUGUUGCUGUAAAAGUACUUGAAUAUGAAAACAUUCAGAGCCUGCAAUAUUACAUUUCUUAAAGGCAAUGGCAAAGGUUCCAGACUCAUUCCUUAAAGCACACAUGCAAACGCGCACACAGUGUGCUGCAUUCUGUGCUGUGCAUAAUAUUUACCCUCUUUUCGUUUCCUUGAUAUUGGGCCAAGUAUAGAAGCACUUGCCAUUUCUGCUUUAUAAAGCAUUCAACCAGCAACUGCUUGUUUGUAUACAGAUUUUAUAGAAGAGACAAUGGAAGGGAAGUGUUUUUAUUAAUAAAUCCAGACACACAAGUGUUUGUAAAUAUCAGUCAUUGUUUUUAUAGAUUCAUAGAUAAUAUAUGAUUUUGAAAUCUAAAAAUGCUUCAUGGUGCUUUUUAAAAUCUGUUUUUAUUUGUGCUUGGUUUACCAGUCACAAGUUUAAGAAACAGGAUUCUAGCCCUUUUUUGUCUCUUUUUAAAUUUAGUUUUUAUAGAGUUAUAUUUUUAUCAAUUUUGUAGGAACACAUGAACUGUGUACAGUUUUUAUCUUACUUUAUUAUGUUCACUUAUGAUUUUUUUUUUUUAACUUUUUAAAUAACUUUUUACUUUUUGCAGUUUUUCUUUCAUUUUCCUUUAGGGGUUGUUACUGGAGUCCUUUCACGCUCCC